AAUAUGUCGUCGCACCAUAAAUUCAUCCUGUUCCCUCACUCCCUACCGGCACCUGAACUCAAACGGGCUUUGGACCAAGCCUCACGGCUCGGCCACCAGCAAAUUCGUGAAACGGUUGGACACUCAUCGCUACCCACAGGCCGAGCCGAGCAGCGCGAUCUCGGCGAUGGUCAUAGGCGUCGUCGCACAACCGUCUCGAAUGGGGCUGACUACAUGGGUGACGUUGACGCUCGUCCUCACACUGGUGGUAAAGUGGCAUGGUCACGUGAUCCACAACUGUUCCCAGACCCAGAGCCGGCCAAGAUCGAUCCGUCUUCCACAAGAGCUGGCCCAGCACAUGGGGAUCACUCAGAGCCCAGAUCCCGUAAGCGACGCCGGGCUCCGGUCCCCCAAAACAUUCGGGUUGAUGGGGACGAUGGUGGCCGAACCUCUCACCUCUCAAGGGACGAAAGGCUUUCGCAUGCUGGGUCUUGGUGCCACUUGACACCCAAGGAAUCCAUCGAGGUUCAUGAUCCGGUUGUUGAUGAGAAAGACAUCCUGGCAGAGGACUGGAUUCCAAUGACACCCCGGGAUAGUCGACUGUCCACUCCGGAUCUUGCACCCUUGUGCACUGACUUUGAGUUUUGCCCAUGUCAUCCAGACGGCCUAGAUGAGGACAAGAUCAACGAAGACUUUUACUUCGUUUCGAGGUCCAAGAUGGACAUGCAGUGUAAGUUGGCACCCGGCAGGUCCAGGCCCAGGAUGUGCUUGUUGUUGUCGGUUUGCUGA
Messenger RNA from Fusarium vanettenii 77-13-4, 768 nucleotides. RefSeq lists its product as uncharacterized. The annotation marks the transcript as partial. NCBI's taxonomy places the organism in Eukaryota, Fungi, Ascomycota, Sordariomycetes, Hypocreales, Nectriaceae. The record is from RefSeq and is a predicted model, not a curated record. The transcript has a single exon.